Molecule: messenger RNA, 10986 nt
Organism: Ectocarpus sp. CCAP 1310/34
Lineage: Eukaryota; Phaeophyceae; Ectocarpales; Ectocarpaceae
Source: the annotation of a GenBank genome assembly
AUGGCAAAGGUAUUGGAGGCAUUGAUUGCCAAGGGGCGUCGUGUUCGGCGCCCUCGAGAGCAAAAAGAGGUCGCCUUUGGCCUCGCCGACCUGUCUACCCACGAGGAACUGCAUGACCGCAUCGUCAAGAAAGGCGGCAUCCGAUCCCUGCUGGAGCUCCUGCGACGCUCCCAAGAUGUAGAGGCACAGAGAUUUUCAGCUCUUUGCAUCGCCAACUGUGCAUCUGCUGUGUUUACGCGUCUUCAGAUCGUGGAAGACGGUGUGCUGGAACCGAUUAUCAACUUUAUCAAAGACGACGAUGCGGACAUGAUUGUUCGGCAGUAUAGUGCGAUGGGGUUAGGGAACCUUGCUGCUGAGCCCGAUAACCACGACGAUAUAGCAAAACUAGACGGGAUCAGCGCGUUGGUCACACUUCUUAAGGCAAGCGACAUCGAGUCUGGACGGUACGCCGCGUUUGCUCUGAGCAACUUGGCUGCAAACGCUAAUCUCAGGGAUGAUGUGGUACUCGCCGGGGCGGUGCCAGCCCUCGUAGCCCUGGCUUGCUGCGAGGAUUUCAACGUCCAGCGCCAGUCGCUGUCUUGUGUCCGUGGACUGUGCAUUACGCCUGGGUACCGAGUUCAAGUGGUACGCGACGGCUUUUUGGAUCCCCUGGUUCUCAUGGCGAGGACAGACGAUAUGUUGUUGCUGCGAGAAGUUGCUGCCGCGUUCAACUGUUUGAGUUGCAUGGAAGAGAACAAGAUGGAGAUGGUGGACCGCGCAAUCGCCAAUAUCAUCUCGAUGACGAUGUGUGGGGACAACGAGGUCGAGCGUCACGCUUGCUGCACCAUAGCCAACCUGAUGGAGAUGAGCGAGCUGCACAACCGGUUGCUCGAAGAGCGAGGCCUCCCCCCGCUGAUCGCGCUGUCAAGAAGCGGUGAUAUCAACUCGAGAGAGGAAGCAAAUCGAGCUGUCGCCAACCUCGCCGCCAACCCGGACAUGCAGCAAGCUAUCCUCAGAGAGGGCGCGCUCAAGCCUAUGGUGGAGGCGUUGACGAGCGGUGAGGUCAACGCCCGCCGCUUCGCCGCACUCGGACUGGCAAACCUGGCAACCACGGUGUCAAGCCAGGUAAAGAUCGUCCAGACCGGCGCACUAAAACCUCUGGUGGCUAUUGCGAAAGCGGUGGAGACGCAGCUCGAGGCACGCCGCUAUGCGGUUCUCGCGAUCGCUAACUUGACAGCAACGCUCGCUAACCACCCCAGUAUCCUGGAGGAGGGCGCCCUCCACGCCCUCUUUUCGCUGAGCAACAGUCCAGACGUGAUGAGCCAGUACUACGUCGGGUGCGCGUUGGCCAACCUUAGCUGCUCCGCCCAGAACCAUAAGCUCAUUAUCGAAGAAGGGGGUCUGCAGCCAGUCAUCACGUUGUCCUACAGUUCAGAUCCGGAUGUCCACCAGCAAGCAGCGGCUGCAAUGCGGGGGCUCAGCGUAUCUGACGAGAACAAGAUGAAGAUCGUACAAGAAGGUGGGCUGGAGCCGCUGGUCCAGCUCUUAGCCUCCGAAGACAUCGAAAUCCUCCGCGAAGUGUCAGCUGCGCUAUGUAACCUGAGCGUCGGCGAUGAGAACAAGUUCGAGAUCUGCAAGAGCGGGGCGGUGCCUCCCCUGAUACACCACAUGCAGAGCGAGGAUAUGUCCUCAGCGUCACAGGCCGCCGCUUGCCUCGCCAACCUGUGCGAGAUCCCCGAGAACCAGGUCGUGGUGUCACGGGAGGGAGGAAUCCGCCCGGCCAUCCUCGCCAUGCGAAGUCGGUACGUUGAAGUCCAGAGGGAGGCCGGCCGCCUGCUCGCGAACCUUUGCGCCAGCACCGCGUAUAGAGAGCCCAUCAUCGAUGCGGGGGGGCACCAGCUUCUGAUAUCGUACCUCCUGAGCCAGGAUGUAGCUUCGCAGAGGGUGGGGGCACUCGGGGUUGGGAACCUGUGCACCCACGACACGCUUCGGGUAGUGAUGAUGCAGUCCGGCGCGCUCGAGCCUCUGUGCUCGCUCGCCAGGUCGGAGGACAUCGAGCUCGAGAUUCAGCGCUACGCCGUACUCGCCAUCGCCAACCUGGCCAUUUCCGUGGACAAUCACGUCGCAUUCAUCGAGGAAGGCAUGCUCACGCUGCUCAUUUCAUUGUCGAACGCACCAGACCCGGAGGUGGGUACGUUCAGUCCCGUGUUUUGCAUGGGGCAAAACCUACGGACACGUAUUUCAAGGUGCCCGAGACUUGGUGCUGACCGCAGUAUUUUGUCACAAAUGACGUCGGUUUGUGGAUGGCUACCAAUGGCCACCACUUUGCGCUUGGACGAAAUGUGUUGCUACUGCCAAACGCGAAAGUGGGCUUCGUUCGUGCUCGGAAGAACCUUCAGACCCUAUCUUCAGUUUCGACGUUGCCCGUUGUUCACUUUACUUCACAUCACAUCAUCACAGGUACGGCAGUACGCAGCCUAUGCCCUCGUGAAGGUGGGGCAGAACAGCGACGUCCGCAAGCAGGUCACGGAAGAGGGGGGUCUCGAGCCGGUCCUGUACCUCGCACGCACGGAGGAGCCCGAGAUUCAGCGGGAAACUCUCGCUUGCCUGUGCUCGCUCUCGUUUUCUGAGGAGAACAAGAUCAACAUCACCAAGUACGGAGGCCUGCCCCCCGUGAUGAGCGCGAUUAAGUCCCCCGACGUGGAGACCGCGCGGAUGGCGUGCUGCGCGUGCGCUAACCUGUGUGAAAUGGUGGAGAAUAUGGACAAUAUUGUGGACGCCGGCGGGAUCCCGGCUCUAGUCCAGGUUAAGAACCAGCCGAAGAUGUUGAAAGCAGGAUUGCUAGAGCCGAUCACGGCGGAGACCCGGAACGCGCUGGACAACAAAUCCAAGUGCGACCACGAAACCAUCCGGUACUGCCUUCUGGCGAUCGCCAACCUUGCCGUCAGCCGCGAGAACCACGGCGUGAUAAUGUCCCAGUGCCUGGAGACCCUGGCAGGGUUCAGCAAGCACCAGGACAUCAAGGCGCGGCAGCACGCCGUCUUCGCCCUGGGAAACAUCUGCGCCAACCCCGACAACCUGGAGGCCGUGGUGUUGAGCGGCGCCCUCAAGACCCUCAUCACCUACGCUUUCCCCUCCACCGACACCUCGGUGAACGUUCAGUUUCAGGCCAUCGCGGCCCUGCGGGGGAUCUCCACCCACCAGACACUGCGGAUGCAGGUGGUCAGGGACGGGGGGCUGGAGCCCCUUGUUCUCGCGGCCAAAUGCGACUCGGUUGAGGUGCAGCGGGAGACGGCCGCUACCCUCGCCAACUUGGCCCUCGCCGAGGAGAACAAGAUUCAUGCGGUAGCGGCUAUGGCGAACAUUGCGGAGAUGGUGGAAGGACGAACGCAGAAGCGAAUGAUCGAGGAGGGCUGCAUCAAGCCCCUGCUUGGGCUCGUGGACUGCCCGGACGUUGAAGUCCGAGAAGAAGCCGCGAGGGCGCUGGCUCUCUUUGCCUCCAAGCGAGAUUCUCAGGCCCACCUCGUCCGGAGCGGCGUCGUCCCCAAGCUCGUGAGCUUUGUCCGCAGCUCGGACCCGGGUGCGAGGCGCUACGGUGUCUUGGGAUUGGCCAACCUCGCCGUCGUGACCCAGAACCACCAGACGCUGUUUGAGGCCGGCGGGGUUUCCAGCCUUCUCAUGGAGGCCGUGUACGCCGCGGAGGACAUAGAGACUCGCCGUUGCGUGGCCUUCGCGCUCAACAACAUCGCGAGCUUCGAGCCGAACCACCGGGCUUGCGAGCGGGCCGGGGUGUUGCGGCCGCUGGUGCAACUCCUGAAGGACCCCGACGCCAACACGCACCUCCAGGCCGUGUUCGCGAUUAGGCAGCUGAGCGUCACCGCGAGAUGCCGCUCCCAGCUGGUGGAAAUGAAGGGGCUUCCCCCUUUGCUCAGGCAAGGGGGUGGGAGCGGGGAGUGCGGGCGGAAGGGGGUCAUUUUAGCCGUGUUGCGUCAAGGUGGAGACGGUCGGAUCGCCCCCUUUACUCGCAAAGUGGACAUCGUGUUGGAAGGAGGACUGCCAGUGCUGAUCGAAAUGAUGCACAGCGCCGACGUGGAGACGGCUCACCAAGGCACGGGCGUUGUGGCAAACCUGGCCGAAGUGGUGGAAAACCAGGGCAAGAUGGUCGAAUCAGGCGUGCUCCAACACCUCAAGUUCGUCAUGAGGAGUAAGUCGGUGGACGUGCAGCGAGAAGCCGUCAGGGGAAUUGCCAACAUCAGCGCCGAGUACGCGUAUACCGCCGUCCUCGCCGGGGCCGGGGCGAUCAUGCCGCUCGUCGCGAUGCUCAGCAGCCCGGACUUCCUGUGCCAACGCUACGCAGGGAUGGGCGUUGGAAACCUGGCCACGAACCUCGGAAACCAAGAGAAGAUCAUUAACGAGGGAGCCCUGCAGCCCCUCCUGUCCCUAGGUCGCCGGGACAACGGCGACCUCGAAUCCCAGCGGUACGCCGUGUUCGCCCUGACGAACGUCGCGGCCACCCGGAGCAACCACUCGCGCUUGAUCGGCGCCGGCGUGUGCGAGCUCAUGGCCGCGCUGCUGGAGGCGGACGACGUCGAGAUCCGGAACUCGGCGGCGUUCUGCAUUGGCAACUUCGCGUCUAACCCCGACAACCACGCAACGCUGAUGGACGAGGGGGUGUUGGGGCCGCUGAUUAACCUCGUCGCGUCGUCAGACCCGCAGGCGCAGCUUCGAGCGGCCUCUGCUCUCCGAGGGCUUUCCGUCGACGAAGAGCUGCGCACCCAGAUUGUCGCCCGGGGGGGUCUAGUGCCACUGCUACGGCUCAGCAGCAGCGACGACGUCGAAAUUCAGAUGGAGGUUCUCGCCGCCUUGUGCAACUUGUCCCUAUCCGGGUGCAUCGGCCAAGACCCGGCGCGCUUCCUCAAGGCGGUGGACGUCGGGAACUUGGUCUCCUUCCUGUGCUCGGCCGACGUCACCUACCGCCUCUUCGGGGCGGUCACUCUAGGCAACAUCGCCUCCGACGUCAACCUCCAGGCCCCCAUCGUCCGGGGCGGGGCUCUGACCCCUCUCAUCACCAUCGCCAACGCCGCCGACUUGGAGACCCAGCGCUGCAUCGCGUACUCCCUGUGCAACCUCUCGGCCAACCCUGCACGGCGGGGGGCGAUCAUCUCGGAGGGGGGACUGCCGCCGCUGAUCUCGCUCGCGUGCAGCGAUCACCCCGUCGACCAGCGGGCGGCGCUGGCGACCCUGAGGGCGAUUUCCGCCGACCCGGACCACCGGAGAGCGGUCGUGGAAGCCGGAGCCCUGGAGGCGUUCUGCUUGGGGGCGAGGUGCGAGGACGAUGUCGAGGUCCGAAGAGAGGCCGCCCGUCUCCUGUUCGCCCUGUCGCUCAACGAGCUCAACAAGUUGGACGUCGCCGGGGUGGGCGGCACCUUGGAUGGCGGCGGUGGAGAAGGAGGAAACGCGGCCACCGCCGAGGUUGCCACCGAUCUGGUCGCUCUCGCGCGCAGCGACGACCCGUCCUGCGUGCGCAACGCGGUGGGAGCCCUGGCAAACCUCAGCGAGAACGACGCCACCCACGAGCGCCUGCUGGGCUGGGGUGCGAGCUUCUUGAGCGAGCUGGCGCUGAAGAGAUCGCCGCCGCCGGGAAGCGGCGGCGAAGGCCUUGCGAGCGAGGAUCACAAUAUCGACGGUGACAUUUCGACCGGGGGUGAUGACACCGGGCGUACGGCGUCAGGGGAGGCGGGGGGUACGGACGUGGGGUUCGUGAGGGAGGCCACCCGGUGCUUGGCAAACCUUGCGGGCAACUAUGCUACGCAUGAUAAGCUGCUCGACGGCGGCGUUGCGGACGCGCUGGUGGGGUCGUUGAAGAAGGUGGACGCGGUGACGGCGAGGUUUGCCGCUCUCGGCUUGGCCAACCUGGCGGGGCAGAGUGGCAACCACGGACGGGUCUGCGCCGCCGGGGCGAUGAUUCCGUUGGUUCAGCUCGCCGCCGGGGACACACGACGCUUUAUCCUCCUUCGCGACGACGGCACCAUAGACGUGGAAGGCAUGGCCGACCCAUUGCGAGAGCCGAGGCUCGACGAGGAGAUGAUUCGACUCCUUGGAUACGACGUGGACUGUAGAAGAUACGCCUGCCUGGCGUUAGGGAACCUUGCCGUGGCAACCGUGAACCACGGCGAAAUUAUUGCAGCCAACGGCCUGGAAGGGCUCAGCUCCGCCCUCGACUGCGACGAUGAUGAAACCGUUUUCAACUCCUGUUACGCCCUGAACAAGCUCGCCAUGAGCGAAGCAAAUCACGAGGUCAUGGGACGAAAAGGCGUCCCGAAGCCCCUCGUGUUUGUGGUGGGCUCGGGCUCGAGCGGGGACCUCAACACUACCGGGCAGGCAGUGUCGGCUCUUCGAAGGCUGGCCUCCAAUGCGGACAACGCCGUCGGGAUGGUCAGGGAUGGCGUUUUGGACGCUCUCAAGCACGUCUGCGAAGAGGUGGGCUGCGUGGAGAACCAAAGAGAGGCGGCGGCGCUCCUCUGCGCCGUGGCCGUGCCGUACGAGAACAAACUGCCCCUUGCUGAGAGCGGGUCUGCAGAGCCGCUCAUGCUCAUGUGUCAGAGCGCGGAUGUCGAGGUGGCCCGACUUGCGUGUGGAGCAGUGGCCAACGCUGCCGAAGACUCUUCGACCCACCCGGCCCUGCUGUCGCGAACGAACGCGAUGCACUACAUGGUAUUCCUCAUGAGGAGCAGGCACCUGAGCGUCCACAGGGAAGCCUCUCGGGCGUGUGGAAACCUCCUCACCCAUCGGGACGCUCACAGAGACUUCAUUUCGGAGUACAACGCGGCCGUCAUCUACCGCAAGCUUUGCGCCGACCGGCACACGCACGACUACGUCGUAGGGCGCGGCGGGCUGCAGGCACUGCUCGGCCUGGUGCAGCUGAGGGGGAUGGGGACGCAGAGGCAGGCGGCGGCGGCGCUGAGGGACGUGUGUUCCAAUAAGGAUCACAAGGUCACCGUCGCCGGGGAGGGGGGGCUUCGAGCUCUGGUCGCGCUCUCACGCUGCGAGGACCUCGAGCUGAGGAUCCUCGCAGCUGGCGCCCUCCGACACCUGAGCCUCAACACCAGGGUGAAACGGCCUAUGGUGGAAGAAGGGGCUCUCGGGUCAAUCCUGAGGUGCGUCGACGAGGGUUCCGACAGCCUCGACCUGCUCUGCCAGUGUGCUGGAACAAUCUCUAACCUUGCUGAAGACGCGCGAAACCAGGUUGGCGUCUUCAACGCAGACGAUCUCCGUGCCAUCUUCUCCCUCGCCAGCUCUGCCGAGGAGAAGUGCGUCCGUGACGCCGCCAUAACCCUGGGAAACCUGGCGGUCGUCACCAGGAACCAGCAGGCCAUCGCAGACGCUGGCGGGUUCCCCCCUCUCGUGGCCAUGCUCAGCGGCAACCCCUACGUAUCGUGCCAGAAGUUUGCGGCGCGAGCACUGUACCGCCUGGCCGCCCACGCGGACAACAAGCCGAAAAUUGUGGCGGACGGGGCGUUGCCGCCCCUGGUUCGGCGGCUUCGCAGCCCUGACGCUGAGGUUGCGAGGUUUUCGGCGAUGACGCUCUGCAACCUGUCCACCCACGAGGACUGCAAGUCGACCCUCGUAUCCUUGCACGGCUUGCCGCCGUUGAUCGAAAUGCUGGAGGGAGAAUCAGACCUCGUGAAGCGAUACGCCGCCAUGACCCUAUGCAACUUGUCGACCCUGGCAGUGAAUCAGGUCCACAUCGUCAAGGCCGGCGCGUUGCCCAACCUCGUGAGGCUCACAUCCCUGGGGCGAGAAAAGCUGGACGUCAGCCGCUACUGCGGGAUGACGCUGUCCAAUCUCGCCUGUCACCGACAAAACCGCGUGCCUGUCGUCCACGCGGGCGGGCUGAAACCCUUGUGUGACAUGGCCUUCGACGGCGAGCGACUUGAGAUGCAGAGGGCAGCGGGCCUCGCCCUAUACAAUCUUAGCUGCGCCGCGGCGAACCAGAUCGUCAUGGCCGAAUCUGGCUGCCCGGCGUCUCUGAUUCGACUGACAUCUUGUCCUGAUGUGGACUGCAAGCGUCUGGCGGUGAUGACGCUAUGCAACCUUACCGCGAACGCGGAGACGCGUGCGGCAGCAACCCGGGGGGGUGGGCUGCAAGCCGCCGUGAGGCUAACGUCGGACGGGGACGGGGAGUGCAGGAGGUACGCCGCCACCUGCGUCUGCAACAUGGCCAACGAUCACCAGAUGCAGGCGGCGAUGGCCUUGGGAAAUAUUGCCGCCAACGAGGGAAAUCACCCCCAGCUUGUGGCGAAGGGGGCGAUCCAGGCCCUUGUAGCGUUGUCCAACUCGUCGGAGGUAGAUGUACGUGAGUACGCCAGCUUCGCACUGGCGAACCUCGCCAGCAACGCGGACUAUUUGGACGCGAUCGGGUCGAGGGGGGGGAUUGAUCCCCUCGUCAAGCUUGCUGGUUCCGCAAACGUUCACACUCAGGUGGCGGCGUGCCUGUGCAACCUGUCCCUCAGCGAGCAAGACCGAGUCGAGGUUGCCGCACGAUGCGUGCCCGCGUUGGUGGUCCUAUCUCAAGGGGGCGACCUCGAGGCGGCGAGACAGGCGAUAGGCACCCUUGCAAAUCUGGCGGAAGAGAUCGACACGCACGAGCUCAUCGCCAAGUCGGGGGGAGGGAGGGUGAUGACGGGGCUCAUGAAGCACGACGCCCUUGACGUUUUCCGGGAGGCGAGUCGGGCAAUCUCCAACCUACUGACUAGCUUUGAGCACCAGGCCGUCAUCAUCGAGCAGGGGCUCGCCGGGCUGCACGCGCUCGCCGAGAGCACCGACCCAGAGUGCCAGUACCACGCCGCGCUGAGCUUCCGCAAGCUCUCGCCGAACCUCGCAUCCCACCGCGGAAUAUGCUUUGACGGCGGACUCAAGGCUCUGUUUCACCUCCUCAAGGCUAAAGACUUCAAGACCAGGAGACAGGCAGCGACAGCCCUCCGAGACCUUUGCGCGCACGCCGACCACAAGUUCAAGAUUGCCGACGAAGGCGGGGUCGAAGCCCUCGUUUCCGCAGCCUUGGAACGCGAGAUCGAGCUCCAGAUCCUUGCAGUGGCGGGACUGCGCCACCUGUCGAUGCUUGACCCGCUCAAGCAGGCCAUCGUGUCGGCCGGGGCGCUACGGCCAAUCGUUCGCUGCGUCAAGUGGGCGAACGAGGACCUCCAGUGCCAGCUCGCCGCGGCCCUGGCCAACCUGUCGGAAGAAAUCCAGAACCAGGUUACCAUGGUGGAGGACGGAGCGGUGCAGGCGCUCGUCGCGGUCGCGAGGGCGGAGAACGACGAGAUACAGCAGGACUGCUCCCGGGCGCUGAGCAACCUCAGCAGCAACGAAGAGAACCACACCCUGGUGUACAGGCUGGGCGGUCUGCAUGCGUUGGUGGGGCUGACGAACUCAACCGAGGACGUCUGCCAGAGGUACGCGGCGUUCGGGCUGAGGUUCCUGUGCAGCAAUCCGGAGGUGCGCGUGAGCAUUGUCCGGGACGGGUUGAUCAAGCCCUUCCUGGCGCUGGCGCAAAGCCCGCUCAUCGAGUACCAGCGGACCGCGGCCGCGGCGUUCGCGAGCUUCUCCCUCAACGACGAAAACAAGCAGAAGAUGGUGCGGGAGAGCUGCCUGGGCCAGAUCCUGGCGUGCUGCCUCUAUUCGGACCUCGAGGUCGUCCGAAACUGCACCUUCGCCCUCGCCAACCUUGCGGACUCUUUAGACCUGCAGAGCGACGUGGUGAGGGAGGGAGGCAUCGAGAUACUUCAAAAGGUUGGCAUGCACGACGACGCGCGCGUCCAACGCGAUGCCGCCCGCACCCUUGCGUGCCUCAGCGUCAGCGACGACGUUAAAGACGCCAUCAUCACGAAAGGCGCGCUGCCGACGUUGUUCCAGCUGGCCCGCUCUCUCGACGUCGCGAGCCAGCGAUACUCCACCCUCGCGCUCUGCAACUUGUCUUCCGGGGAGCACAAGGCGCGGAUCGUCAGCGAGGGGGCCGUUCGGCCGCUCACGUUCCUGGCCCGGUUCCCCGACCUCGAGAUACAGCGGUAUGCGGCGCUCGCGAUCGCCGGCCUGGCCCUGGGAGAUCACGGUAAGCCCCCAAACAAGCUUCGAAUAUCCGAGGAGGGUGCUUUGAAGCCGCUCAUCGACCUCGUGCGAUUCCCGGAGGCCGAGGUGCAGCGGUGCGCGUGCCUCGCCGUGAAUGCCGUGGCCCUCGGCACCCACAGCUCGACAAAAACGGCGGUUAUGCACGAGGACGGGCUCUUCCCUCUCCUGGAGCUGGUCAACUCUGAGGACGGCGACUGCGUGAGGACCGCGGUGUACGCGCUGGGUUCCCUGUGCGAGAGCGACCCGGUCAAGGCGAGGCUAGUCGAGCUCGGUGCCGUCGUGAACGUGGUCGGCCAAGCCAGCUUCGGCGAUAUCGAGGUCAAGCGCGCUGCCGGAUACUUCCUGGCCUUGUUGUGCGAGACAAGAGAGUUCCACGACGACCUGGCGAGGGAAGGUGGACUCCAGGCGGUGGUGGCACUCGCAAGUCUUGAAGAUGUCGAAUGUCAAGAGUACGCAGCGUUUUCCUUGGCGCACUUGUCGAGCAACCACGAGUACCAGGUUACGCUUGUGGAGCUCGGCGCACUGCGUCCCCUGGUGAGCAUGAUGGCGGUUGAGGCCGAGCCACGCCAUUACGCCGGGCUUGCACUCCUCAAGCUGGCCGACAACUUCGAGAACCACAUCCGCAUCGCCGAAGAGGGCGGCAUCCAAGCCCUCCUCAGGCUUGGCCGCGCGCGGUCCACGGACGAGGAGCUGCAAUACAAGGCCGCGCUGACAGUGGGUCAUCUGGCAUCCAACGCAGUAAAGCUGCUACCCAAGGGCAAGGAGAAGGCAAACAUCGGGUUCGGAGCAACCGUGUUGCAGAGCAACACCGACAGCAAGGCGCGGCGAGCACAGAAGCAGACGCAAGAACAUUUGGACCAGUCAUUGCGAGCUGGAUAG